AUGGCGCCGGCUUUGACGAAGGAACAGGUCGUGACAGCACAGCUCAACGGCGACUACGCUAUAAAAUCCGAAAAAUCUGCCCCGGCCCUCGAUACUUCCCAAUGGCCACUCCUCCUCAAAAACUAUGACAAGCUCCUCAUCCGAUCAAGUCAUUUCACCCCAAUACCGUCAGGCUGCAGCCCUCUAAAGCGAGAUAUCGUGUCAUACGUGAAGUCUGGAGUAAUCAAUCUCGACAAGCCGUCGAACCCUUCAUCUCAUGAAGUUGUCGCUUGGUUGAGACGGAUCCUGCGUGUUGAAAAGACUGGACACAGUGGAACACUUGAUCCCAAGGUCACUGGGUGCUUGAUUGUCUGUAUAGACCGUGCCACCCGGUUGGUGAAAUCCCAGCAAGGUGCAGGCAAGGAAUACGUUUGCGUUCUUCGUCUACACGCUGGGCUGCCCAACCCUGCUGCCUUGCCUCGUGCCCUGCAAACGUUAACCGGUGCUCUGUUCCAACGUCCUCCCCUUAUCUCUGCCGUGAAAAGGCAGCUUCGGAUACGAACAAUUCACGAAUCGAAGCUGCUCGAAUUCGAUGAAAAACGCAAUCUUGCCGUAUUCUGGGUGUCCUGCGAGGCCGGCACAUACAUUCGCACUCUAUGUGUUCAUCUUGGCCUUGUUCUCGGUGUCGGUGGCCACAUGCAAGAGCUACGUCGGGUGAGAAGUGGCGCUAUGUCAGAGAACGACGAUAUGGUUACAAUGCAUGAUGUAAUGGACGCGCAAUGGAUGUACGACAAUACUAGAGAUGAAUCGUACCUGCGUCGCGUCAUCAGGCCGCUGGAAUGCCUAAUGGUUGGCUACAAGAGGAUCGUUGUGAAGGAUAGCGCAGUCAACGCGGUGUGCUAUGGAGCAAAGCUCAUGAUACCUGGUUUAUUGCGUUAUGAGGCCGACAUCUCCGUACAUGAGGAAGUGGUGCUGAUGACAACUAAGGGCGAGGCCAUCGCUCUUGCGAUCGCUCAAAUGUCAACUGUGGAACUCGCCACUUGCGACCAUGGCGUGGUUGCUAAAGUCAAGAGGUGUAUCAUGGAACGCGACACCUAUCCGCGCCGCUGGGGUCUUGGCCCUGUAGCCCUGCAAAAGAAGAAGAUGGUUAAAGAAGGCAAGUUGGGCAAGCACGGCGAGAAAAUCGACGCGACGCCUGCAGAAUGGAGUCGCGACUACAAAGACUACACUCGUGAGGAGCACGCCGCGCCAACACCAGCACCAGCCUCGACAUCGGCCCCUCCACAGGCCGGUCCUUCAUCCGCGCCUGCUCCGGAGACUUCGCCUGUGAAAGAGGUGAAGGAGAAGAAACGUAAACGAAAGUCUGAAGUGCCAGAGGAUGGGGAUGCCUUAACCACUGAAGCAGCUGUUGAGAAGAAAAAGCUGAAAAAGGAGAAGAAGGCCAAGAAGGCUGAGGGGGGUGACGAGGCGGAAGACGAGGCUGCCCGACACGAGCGGAAAAGGCUGAAGAAAGAGAAGAAGGCACGAGAAGCGUCAGGCGCAGAGUAG
Cyclocybe aegerita is the source of this 1527-nucleotide messenger RNA. Lineage: Eukaryota; Fungi; Basidiomycota; Agaricomycetes; Agaricales; Hemipholiotaceae. The record is from the annotation of a GenBank genome assembly.